AUGACUAGUCAAACCAAGCUACCCACGAUCGAAAAAUACAAAUCGAUUAGAAAAGACAAGAAAUGGAUUCCCAUUAAACCUCUACCCAAUGCCUUUGUAGUGAACAUUGGAAACAUUUUGGAGAUAAUGACUAAUGGCAUUUACCGUAGUGUUGAGCACCGAGCAAUAAUACACUCCACAAAGGAGAGGCUCUUAGUUGCAGCAUUUCAUAACCCUAAAGUAGGUGUGGAAAUAGGUCCAAUACCUAGAAUGAUUACGCCAGAGUCACCCGCCUUGUUCAAAACAAUUGGGUAUGAGGAUUAUUGUAAGAAAUAUUUUUCUCGUAAACCCGAUGGAAAAUCAUCCCUUGACUUUAUGAAGAUAGGAGAAGGUAAUGAAGACAACAAGGCUACAUGA
This is a messenger RNA of Papaver somniferum (opium poppy), 396 nucleotides long. Its product is annotated as codeine O-demethylase-like. Bases 1 to 396 code for a protein of 131 amino acids. Lineage: Eukaryota; Viridiplantae; Streptophyta; Magnoliopsida; Ranunculales; Papaveraceae. The record is from RefSeq and is a predicted model, not a curated record. The transcript has 3 exons.